UACACUACAUUUUUAAGAAGUCGGUUAUAUAUACCAAUAUUCUUUUUAAAUAAAGUAGAAUGUAGUAGAAAUAGUAGAAUUUUCUAUAAAAUAUGAAACUUGAUAUAUUUUUGUGAUAGUCUAUUUUUUAAGACAUAAUAAUUAUAUAGUUGAUCACAAAGAAUUUUAAAAUGACAGUUACUCCAGGAUUCACUAACAUGUUUAAAGGAACUUUACCCCAAAUAUCAGCAGUAUUAGCAGGUACUCUAUGUGCUUUAAGCGAUGGAAUGCAUUAUGGUUGGACUGCUCCUGCAAUUCCAAUACUAAUGAGUCCUGGCUCUCCAAUACCUAUCACAAAACAUCAAGGUGAAUGGCUGGAAAAUGUGUAUGUAAUUGGUGCUGCAAUUGGACUUUGGCCAACAAUGUAUGCCGUAGAUAAAAUAGGUCGAAAAAAAUCUAUUUUAUUGGCAUGCUUUGUAUCUGCUUUGGUUUGGAUUACAAUUGCUCUGGCACCAAGCGUGGAAUAUAUAUUUGUGGCAAGAGGAUUCGCUGGAGCAGCUGGAAAUAUGGCUUUCGUAGCAACUCCAAUGUAUAUUGCUGAAAUAGCUGAUCAAAAAAUAAGAGGCUUUUUAAGUAGUUUAAUUUAUCUUAUGAUGCUUUGUGGAAUUCUUUUAAUCUAUUGUAUUGCUCCAUUUUUUCCUAUCUAUGUACCUUGCAUUUUAGGAGCAGUGAUGGUCUCUAUAGAACUUAUAUGGUUUUCGUUGGUGCCUAAUAGUCCUUAUUAUUUGAUAAUUAAAAAUCAAAUAGAAGCUGCCCGACAUUCUCUAAAGAGAUUAAGACAGAACGAUUCUGGCGUAGAGGAAGAGCUCAAACAAAUUAAAUUAGCUGUGGAUCGACAAAGAACUGAAAGAGCACGAUUUUUAGAUUUGUUUCUUAUAGCAAGCAAUAGAAAAGCAUUACUUAUAAUGGUAGUUCUUAAUUACGCUCAACAUUUUAGCAGCGUCAGUGUGCUGCUAAUGAAUAUGCAUAUUAUUUUAGAGCAAGCAGGGUCUAUCUAUAUGGAUCCUCAUACAACAGCAAUCGUAUUUUCACUAAUUAUGUUAAUAGCUGCCUUGACAGGAUCUUUAAUAAUAGACAAAUUUGGAAGAAAGAUCUUAAUUAUCAGUUCUGGCAUUUCAACAGCAUUUUGCUUAUUAACGAUAGCUAUUUAUUUUACUCUGAAAAAUUACGGAUUUAACACAACUAGAUUCAGCUGGAUUCCAAUUGCGUGUGUGAUGGUAUAUGCUUUCACUUUUAAGUUUGGCUUAGGUAUGGUUCCCAUAGUUAUAACAGCAGAAAUAUUUCCUACCACAGUAAAGGCUUAUGGCAUGGCUUUGGCAGAUGGAUCAUAUGUUACUGCAUCUCUAUUAUCGCUACAAGUGUAUCAGAGGCUUACUGAUUCAUUUGGAUUGCAAUACCCAUUUUAUAUCUUUACUGCGUGCUGCUUUUCUACAAUAUUUUUUACAUACUUUGUAAUUCCUGAAACAAAAGGAAAAACAUUAGACGAAAUCCAACUGAUAUUAAAAGGAGAAUUUAAUAAAAGUAAAUCAGAAAAAGUCUAGAAAACAUAUUAUUAUUAUUUAAUAUAUUUUUUAAACCCGAGUAUUAUAUUUCUUAUGCAUUUAGGAUUAAUAUGGUAAAAUUCAAAUAUAAUUAUGAACUUAAUAUAAAUACAUUUUUGAUUUGAAAGUUUGUCUGUGAUAUCAGUUUCUUAAAAUAAAUUUAGUAAAAGAAUGUCAAUCUAGAAUUAACUCUUUAUUUUUUCUUAUAAAUUGAAAAUCUUCCCGAUUUUUAUUUACUCAAAUAUUAAACCAAAUAUACAGAGAGGGGCAAAAUAAUGGAAUAAAUUCAUUUUUUCGAAAAUAGACGAUAUUGGAGACAAAUCCCGAAACAUAUCGAGUUUUAUUUUUAAAGUAUGACUUUUUUUUAAAACCGUGUUAAAAAUGCAAUUUUCAGCACUCCAUAGGAGCGUUAAAAAUGCUACUUUAAAGGCACUAGUGCUUUAAAAAUUUUAAGGCAUUGCAGUUAAAAGUGAAUUGUCAAAUUGUGAAACGUCAAAUUAUUUAUAUUUCAUUUAUAAACAUUAAUAUAUUAAUAGUACAACUUGCGCCAUUUAAAAAAGGUGGUCUAAAAGGUUUUUCAAAAUUUAAUUUAAACUGUAUUAUUGCAUUUUUAACACGUUUGUAGAAAAAACAAGUUUAAGUAAGGGUAUAUUAUUUUCGCUAAGAAUUUUUAAAAAUUCCUCUCGAGUGUAAAUGUUUCAGCAACUAACAAAAAUAUUGUAUUUUAUAAAUUUAUAACAUUUGUAGAAAAAAUAUUGUAUAAUAUACGUGUUAAAAAGUACAUUAUUAAGGCACUCAUGUGAAUUGCAGAAUUCGCUUCGCUCAUUCUGCUUUCACAACUUUCACAUGCGUGCCUUAAAAUUUUACUUUUAACACUUAUAUCAUAAAUAACUAUUAUUAAACUAAACCUGUUUUAAAAAUCAUGUUAAUUUUUUGUCUAUCAUCUUGUGAAAUAUACUCGUAUUUUUAAUUAUUAUAAUAAACUACCUAACACAAA
Diabrotica virgifera virgifera (western corn rootworm) is the source of this 2577-nucleotide messenger RNA. RefSeq names its product facilitated trehalose transporter Tret1. The record is from RefSeq and is a predicted model, not a curated record. Gene Ontology annotation, biological process: transmembrane transport. The coding region runs from base 171 to 1580 and encodes 469 amino acids. Gene Ontology annotation, molecular function: transmembrane transporter activity. Gene Ontology annotation, cellular component: membrane. NCBI's taxonomy places the organism in Eukaryota, Metazoa, Arthropoda, Insecta, Coleoptera, Chrysomelidae. The transcript has 2 exons.